Molecule: messenger RNA, 2568 nt
Organism: Protopterus annectens (West African lungfish)
Lineage: Eukaryota; Metazoa; Chordata; Ceratodontiformes; Protopteridae
Product: extracellular calcium-sensing receptor-like
Exons: 6
Coding region: 1-2568 (855 amino acids)
Biological process (GO): G protein-coupled receptor signaling pathway
Cellular component (GO): membrane
Molecular function (GO): G protein-coupled receptor activity
Source: RefSeq, a predicted model, not a curated record
AUGGUAGAACUGCUAUGCAAGAAGCAGGGACACAAACUACACUAUGCUAACAGGAUAACAUUUUAUCAUGAUAGAGAGGCCCUUGUGCUGAGUAUUGGCAGUGGACAGCAGGAAGAGUCUGAAGGAGAUCUGGUGACUAAUCUCCUAGUGAGACUUAGACUGACACCUCAGUGGAAGACGUUUCGUGUCAGAGCUUAUCGCUUUUUACGUGUUAUCCUUUUUGCUACUGAAGAAAUAAACAAGAAUUCCAAACUACUCCCUAAUAUUACCCUAGGAUUUAAAAUUUAUGAUGGUUGUGCUUCAACAAAGAGAGCAAUGGGAAGCAGUCUGCAGCUGUUAACAGGAAAACAACGACCAGUCCCUAACUACAAGUGUCAGUCACAUCCUGCCAUACCCGCUAUCAUCGGGGAUGAAGUAACCGCAUCCGUCGAACCCAUGGCUCUCCUGUUAGGAAUCUAUAAGUUUCCUCAGAUCAGCUAUGCUGUGACAUAUAACCUUCUAAGUGACAAACAGCAGUUUCCCUCAUUUCUGCGGACAGCCCCUAAGGAGGAAUUCCAAGCAUUGGCUAUGUCAAGGUUGCUAAUGCACUUUGGUUGGCAGUGGGUAGUAAUAGUUGGAUCAGAUAAUAUUUACUUUCAACAGCCAAAUGAGUGGUUAAAGUAUGAGAUUUUCAAGACUGGUGGUUGUUUAAACAUGUUUGAACUUAUUCCAGGAAAUGGCUAUGAUGAAAGAAUCAAACAGAUUUCUGAGAUGAUUAAGCAUUCAUCAGCAAAGGUGAUUGUGAUUUAUACAAGAUUAGUUCAUGCAGUGGCUUUAAUGAAUGCAGUAACUGUGCAGAACAUAACUGACAAGGUCUGGAUAGGUGGCACAAGUUGGUUUAUGUCACCAGAGUUACCAAAAGGCAUCAAAGAAACUCUAAAUGGUAGUUUAGGCUUCAUGCUUCAGAAUGGUAAAAUCCACAGUUUCAAAGAGUUUCUUCAGAGUUUUCACCCUUCUACAUCUGAUGAUGAUAUUUAUAUAAAAACAUUCUGGGAAACAGUAUUUAACUGCAAAUGGACCACUACAGAUAACUCAACAUUAGUAAAUCAGCCAACACUGCAAUCACUAACACCAUGUUCUGGCAAUGAGAAACUGCAGGCUAUUGAUCCUACUUUAUACGAUGUGAACAAUUUCAGAUUCACGUACUGUGUAUAUAAUGCCGUUUAUGCUGUGGUAAAUGCAUUGCAUAAUAUGUUGAUAUGCAAAAUCAGAGAAGGCCCCUUUCCAAAUGGAAGCUGUGCUGAAAAGUAUGACAUUAAGCCCUGGCAGCUCCUCCAUUAUCUGAAAACUGUACGCUUUAGAAAUACAGCUGAUGAGGAUAUUUACUUUGACCAGAAUGGAGAUCCCCCAGCAAGGUAUGAUAUCGUCAACUGGCAGGUUACCCCAGAUGGUGACAAUCAAUACAGUAAGGUGGGAAGCUUUGACAACACUGGACUUGAAGGUUGGAAAAUAGUCAUCAAUGAAAGCGCCAUCAAAUGGAGCCCAUCAUUCAAUCAGGUCCCUACAUCUGUGUGUAGUGAAAGUUGUCCUCCAGGGUUUUGGAAAGCAGUUCGGCGAGGGGAGCCCAUCUGUUGCAUUGACUGCUUACCGUGUUCUAAAGGCGAGAUUAGUAACCACACUGAUGCUACAGAAUGCAUAAGCUGUCCUGAAGAUGACUGGCCUGACUAUAGAAGAGAACACUGCAUUCCAAAAGUGACAGAGUUUUUGUCUUUUGAGGAGCCUCUUGGGACUGCAUUAGCAGCAGUUCCCAUUUUUUUCUCACUAACAACUCUGGUUGUACUAUGUAUCUUUGUUAAGAACCGAGACACCCCGAUAGUGAAAGCUAACAAUCGGGAACUGAGUUACUUUCUCUUGGUUGCACUCGCAUUGUGCUUUCUUUGCUCACUAAUAUUCAUUGGACAUCCUAUGAAAUUCACCUGUAUGUUACGACAGCCGGCAUUUGGGAUAAUAUUUUCCAUCUGCAUUUCUUCCAUACUUGCAAAAACUAUCACAGUGAUAAUUGUCUUUAGUGUGACAAAUCCCAAAAGCAAAUUAAGAAAAUGGGUUGGACCUAAGAUUCCACUGUUUAUUGCCUUUGUAUGUUCGCUGUUUCAGGUUCUGUUGUGCUUCUGCUGGAUUGUUGUUUCUCCCUCUUUCCCACAAACCAACAUGCAUUCUCAAGAAGGGAAGCUGAUAAUUGAAUGUAAUGAAGGCACAGUAAUAUUUUACUGCAUGUUGGCUUACUUGGGGUCUCUUGCAUGUGUAAGUUUCACUGUAGCUUUCCUUGCAAGAAAGCUACCAAACAGUUUUAAUGAAGCCAGACAUAUUACAUUCAGUAUGCUGGUUUUUGUCACUGUUUGGUUAUCUUUCAUACCAGCCUAUCUAAGUACUCGGGGGAAGUAUACAGUUGCUGUGGAGAUAUUUGCCAUUUUGACUUCCAGCGCUGGAUUGCUUGGUUGCAUAUUUCUCCCUAGGUGUUAUAUUAUUAUAUUUAGGCCUGAUCAAAAUACUAAGGAUCACAUAACAGGAAAAGCAUCAGUCAGAUAUUAG